AUGGCAUCGUCCCCUCGUCUCGUCCUUCCCCUCGUGGGUAUCACUGCCAACUCUACCCCUCCUGCUGCUGCCUCUGCCACACGUGCCACGUCAGCAUCCUCCUCGUCCUCUCCCCUUGAUCCCCUAACUGCAGCAGCAGCAGGUGCGGCAGGUGCUUUGGGGGGGCUAGGAACAUCUGCCGCAGGUGUAACGGCAGGGCCAGGUGUAACAGCAGAGCCAGGAGUUUUUUCAGGUGGAAUGGCGGGAUCAGGUGGAGCUUCAGGUGCCACAGCAGGACCCCGAGCCGCUACAGGGGCAGCAGGGGCAGCGGGGGCAACAGGGGCGGGGGAAGGCUUGGGAGGAGCAGCAGCAGCAAGCACAGCGCCAGUUACACAGGGGCCACGCAGGGGUUUAUCUGGAUCUGGGGUAAACCCUGUAGCUGCAGCAGCAGGGGCAGCACAUGGAGCAGUGGGUGCAGCGCAGGGAGUGGUGCGGAGUGGUUCGGGGUGGUUAUGGGGAGCUGUGCCAGUGCCAGGAGCAGCGCUGGUGAAUAUUCUGAGGGAUCCGAGCCAGUACCAGCUGCGUCUUUCCAUUGGGAAUGGUGCUGAUGCGGCGUCCUUUGCUGGUCGUCUCGUGGCCGUACCUAUCGAUCUGGCUCGGAACAUCCCCUUCCUUGGCUCGCUGAUUCCCGAGCCACCUCGUUUUCCUUCCCAACCCAGUUUCGGCAUCCCCAACCCCCAGUUCCUGCUUUCAGGCAUUCCCAAUCCCCAGUCCCUCCUCUCCCUUGCAACAGCCAUUCGUGAAAGCAUUGCAGCACUCCCACAAGCUGCCUUGGGAUCAGUAAAUGUUCCAUGGCUCUCUGGCUUUGCGGAUGCUCUCGCUGAAGUUGCAAGGAGCAACCCUCUCAAAGCUCCUGAUGCCGCCUCAGAAUUCACCAGACUGGCUGCUGAGGCCGACAAAUGUGCCGCCAAUUCCGCCGCCAAUCCCGCUCCUGAUCACGUGGUUGUUACCUUGGACGAGGAAAACGCGUGUUUACGCGAGUGCGCGGUGUGCUUGGGUGACUACGACGAAGGGGAACGGAUCAAGUUGCUUCCGCCAUGCGGCCACCGCUUUCACGCGGACUGUAUCGACCUGUGGCUGUCGUCGAAAAGCACGUGCCCGAUUUGUCGCAAGGACCUUCGUCCAGCGCCGGUAACGGCCGGCGAAACGUGCGAUAAGGGUUCGCGAACCCCGCGGAGAAUGAGCGAAGCUGACGAGGCUGGUGAGCGGAUCGUCACGAUCGUCGUGCGAGAAGAGAGCGGGGUUAUAGUUGAGAGUGGUAAUGGCGGGUCGCCGGCACAAUUAGAAGCUGUGGUAUUGCGAAGAGAUAGCGACAUUGGCGUUGAAGUAACUGCGGUCGUGGCAGCUGUCGCAUAG
This is a messenger RNA of Closterium sp. Yama58-4, 1395 nucleotides long. The record is from the annotation of a GenBank genome assembly. Lineage: Eukaryota; Viridiplantae; Streptophyta; Zygnematophyceae; Desmidiales; Closteriaceae.